GAAGCGUCUAAAUACGAGGAAGCUACAAGUAACCGCCAGUGCCUUGACACAGAUUAGCAUUUUGUCAUAUGUCGGGAACCGUCAAAAACAUUAACUAGGUGGGAGACGUUUAGCUUAAACGGCUAAAUACACUCAAGUACAAGGUCAGCGACGGUAAACGAGUGAUCUGACCGUCACAGCGUUGCGUUAAAUAAUUAGCAAGAACUUGUUGUCUCCGCCAUGUUGAGACUGAACUUCAGGAGGGAGAAGGGCAAAGACUAUAAACACAUAGCACAUGGCUUGAUCCCCGCUGCCUCCAUUGCCCCCAAAGCUGCCGUGCCUCGUACCCCACCCCCUCGCAGCCCAAACCCCUCACCUGAGAGACCCAGAUCAGCCUUAGCGGCAGCCAUCUUGUCUUCAUCGCUCACCGGACAGACUUGGGCACUCCCUCCGGCCCGUCCCAGGUCAUUCUCGGAGGCCGAGCAAACCGAGUCCUUCGUUUCUGAGCCAAACAUCAGCACCACACUUUUCACAUGUGAUCGAUGGUCCGAAGGCUACGUUGCUCGCCCACGUCUGUCCUCCCCUGACCACUCUGAGGAGGAGGAGCUACAGGACCAGGAGGAGGAGCACAUUUACCAAACCCUGGACGGGCAGCAGAGCGGUUCAGCCGCACAACCCGUCUAUGCUCUGGCGCUAAAACACUCGACGAGUACUCCCCAGGCGAGCACGACGUUAUCCGGCAGGGAAUCUUCUCCAGAAUUCCCGCAUCAAACGAGUGCUGAGCUCCGUAAAGCCGGCAGCGUUUCCUUAAAGAAGAGCAACUCCAGAAGCCACAGAGAAGAUGUGCCAUCCAUCAGCCAAUCCAGUCGAGCCAAAAGAGAGCCAAAGACACCCAACCUGCCAACCUCUGACCCCAGCAAGGCUGACAUUUUUUGUGGGAGGGAUACUGUGAAGGCCCUGAAGGAGGAAAAAGCCAAGUUAGAGAAGAUGCAACACAUGGAGCAGGAAGUUUGUCGUAGCCGAGCAUCGAGGUCGACGACAGGUACCGUACAUAGCCUGCAGGCAGAGCUGCAGACUUUGAGGCAACAGGCUCAGGAGCUGGUAGACGAAAACGACACCCUCAAGCGUACGGUACAUCGCCUGAAUGUGGAGCUGAGCUGCUACCAAACACGCUUCAGAGGCCUCUCCAAGCAGGAGGUGGACACCAAGCAUUUAUCUCCCCUAAUGUUGGCCUAUGAAGACAGGCUGAAUGAGAAAGAUGCGCUGCUGAAGACCACAGAGGAGGAGGUGGAGAGGUUACGGGUGCACUUGGAGGAAGUGGUGAACGAAAAUGAGAGGCUUCACGAUGAAACUGCCAAGACUGGUGGGAUCAGCCAGGAGGACUGCCACCAAGUGCAGCGGCAGGCGUUGCUGGUUCUGCAGGAGAAUCAGCUUCUGAGCGAACAGCUGGAGGUGCUGCACAUUCAAACCAAGGCCGACCACAGCAAACACCUCUCUGAAGUGUCCAAAGUGUCUAAGCAGCUGAUGCUGCUCGAGGCAGAAAACCAGCGCUUGCAGGACGACCUGGACGAGAGCAGGGGGGAGGCUCACAAAAACAAGAGGCAGGUGCUCAGUCUGCAAGGCCGCCUCAAGGAUGCCGUCACCUGGGAGGAACACUGCAACAUUGCUGGGACACUCAGGAGGCAGCUGGAGCAGGAGCAGAGCAGGAACAAGAGCGAGAUGGACGAGGUGAACGUUCGUACAUCCAGCCUGCAGGAGCACAACCGCAGUCUUCUCGUGGACAAAGCCAAGCUGACUACUGAUGUGCAGAGAAUGGAGGCAGAGCUGGAGCUGAGCAGACAAGCCAACUGGAAGGCGGAGAGGAACCUGUACGUACUGAAGCAGCAGAAGGAUGAGUGUGUGCUGAAAGAGGGGAAGACGAGGAACUACCUGGAAGCUGUCCUUUCCGUGGCCAAUCACAUCUCCCAGGAGAGAGACCAGCUUCUCCACAUGGCUUCGACGCUUCAGCAGGAAAAGCAGGGAUUCAUCGGAAAGAUUCUCAAUGGCACUGUUCGAUUCGGAAAACUAGAAGAGCGUGUGAAGAUAAGCGGCAAAGACAGAGGCUUGUCUCUGGGGACUCAACAGCUGCUUAAAGUGCGUGCCCCCAGGAAGUGCGAGAGUCCUUUAAACAUCAGACCCCAUCAAAUAACGAAAUUGAAUUAGUUACAGUUUUUUAUUGACCGAACAAGAAACCUGGAAUGUAUAUGAAUAAAGGAUGGUGAUGUACAGGGUCAGGCAAAAUGAUCUGACACAUUUGUAGGUUAAAUAAAAGGCAAAUAAAGUUUUUAUUUUGGAAAAGUACAUAUAAUGCCAUUCUGUUUCAUUGUGUUUUCAAAAUGAAAUCAGUCAAAUGGGAUCCAUUAUUGUCCACAACCUCAAUGCAGAUCCAGUAGCUGUGAAGUUGGUGACCGUAACAAGAUGGUGUUUCCAGCUGGUACUGGGGAUCAUGUCUACCAGGAUUGAAGUGCAAACGGAACGCUCGUUGUGUUGCAGUUACAGAUUCGUUUGUUUUGAUAAACGUUUCCACAAUAAAAGCGCAAUGCUCACCAGUCCAAUUCAUGGCAGCAACUGAAAAAGAAAGGAAAAACAAUGGCAUUAGAAAGAAACAAAGCAAAAUGGCAUUAUAUGAAAAAAUGGCAUUAUAUGUACUUUUCAAAAAUAAAAACACUUUGUUGUUUCUUUACUUUAUUUGCCUUUUAUUUAACCUACAAAUGUGUCACAUCAUUUUGCCUGACCCUGUACAAUAUGAACUAUGGACGAUACAACAUUGACUAAUAAAGAUAUGUGAACGUCCCUCAGUGGUUAGGUUAAGUUGUGUGGCACAUGUUUGUUGACGUGGGUGAGGUGGUUGAGGAUGGCUGCAUGUGAAAAGCUACUUCAACUAUCACAGGGUCAUCUCAGAUGACUGACUGACUACUUGCAACACACGUUUCCAGCUUGGACGUUAAAAGUUCCAAUUAAAUACUUAGGAAGCAACUGGCAGGUUGGAUUCAAACGCUUGGCAGGUCGGGUAUGGCCCCUGGGCCGUAGUUUGCCCACCCCUGGCUUAGAUGAUUAAAAUUUGAGUUACAUUUGAUUGUAUUUGUGAUAUUUUCUUUAACAUGUUGCUUAAAGGCAUAUUAGUGGCCGCGCUCGACCUCCAGCGUCUCUCACAUGGUAGGAACCAUAUGACGCACUAUUUUACUGGUUUGGAAUCCCUGACUUGUUUUUAUACUGUAGUAUACCUUGAAACUGCAAUCUUGGCAAAACAAAACUAUGUUAUGUCUUUAAUUUCUCCCAAUAUACAGCGAAACAUGUGAUGAGCAGUGCAUGUACCGUAUCAUGUACACCCCUAACUUUGUAUUGGAUGUGGAGGGAAAUGGCAAAUUGCUUAAUGGAGGUUUGCUCCAUCGUCAUUAGAAGUCGGUGCCUCUUUCUCGGCCCUGAGUGGACAAUAAUGAGCGGACAGGACACCACACUCUAAUCUCUAAUUCUUGGACGCAGAGUGCUCCCAUCUGCACAUAAAUCAUCCGAUUCCCUGGAAGACAACAGAGGGGAUUUGCCAAGUGAUCUGCUUUCCUUUUUUGUGGAGCUCAUUUCACAGUGAGACGAUGUGCACUCCACCACUGAUCAGCUCUCAAAGUAAAAAUGUACAUUUCAAGUUUGACGUUGUCAUUUGACACAAAGCCAAGAGUCUUUUUGGGGCUAACCAGCCGCACUCUUUCAGUUUGAUGCAUGGUCUCAUGUACGGGAAUGUCAUAUGUCAUGUCUGCCCUGGUGAUGACAUUAUUUCUUAUGUUCUUAUUCUUUCAUUUGUUUUAUUUCUUUUCUUGGGAGAAUGACCAGAAUAAGAUUUUCAUUGCAUGGUAUAACUGCUGUUUUACUAUGCACAUGACAAUAAAACUCUCUUGUAUCUCUUGUAUCUUGUAUCUCUCUUGUAUUCAUGUGUCAUCAACAUCGAGGCGCUCAUCUCCUUAAACAACAGAACAUGUUGAAUACUUCAGUGUGUGUGUGUGUGUGUGUGUGUGUGUGUGUGUGUGUGUAAAUAUGGCCUCGCCAACGUGAGCUUAACGUCACCUUGAUGGACGUUCUUUGCCCUUCUUUGCCGAACCAACGUACCUCGCCAUUAAGUUGGAUAGGGUACUCACUUUUCCCCGACACCUGGAGUUUUGGGCUUUUGAGAUGACUGGCUGGAUGGAGCGGGGGUGCUGGCAGCAUGACCCUCCGCACAGCUACCCUUGCUUUGGUCCACUGCGCCGCUGAGUACUGCGCACCCGCUUGGUGUCGUAGUGCUCGCACUCGUCAAACAGACAAGCCAAUUAAUGCUUAGUGACUGGAUGCCUGCGUCCCACACCAACGGCCAAUCUGUACGUAUUAGCAGGGAUCCAACCAUCUGGGCAUGGACACAAGAGAGCCACACUGUUAGUAGCAUGCAGAGCACUGGAGCCCAGGCAUCUUCUGCACAACCGCCUCCUGUCUCCUUUUGGAGGACGUCGGCAGCUUAAAUCGAGACAGCCAUUUGCCCCUGCUGCACCGGAAUCGCUAAAUGACCUUAAUCGGUCAAGCACCAAUGCAGCACAUCGGGCGGACUACAAAUGGAACAUGGAGUAGCAAGAAAGUUCCAUGCUUUCAUUGCUGAUGUCAGUCCAACACCACCAACUGCCUUCGAACCGGCGUUGGGCUCUUCCCCUCAUCCAUGUACAGAUGGGAAUGGAUGGGGUGGAGGAGCAGACUGCAGACCACGUGAUAACAUCCUGCCCUAUUUAUCGUCACGCCAGCAGGGCUCGUGGUUGGACAUCUGUGGACGAGAACUUGGUCAGCUGGCUGACAGAUAAAUGCUCAUCUAUCGAACAGGUUUGCCUCCUUUGCCUCAGCCUCUACUCCACAUGAAGAAGAAUAAUAUGGCCCCCAUGCUCACACUGAUGUCGGUGGAACUUGGAUUUAGUUUGCAUUUGUCUUCCAAUGUGAGGAAGCGUAUCCGUGCUUUAAAAACCCCAUCAUGACUUGAGAGCAAACGUAUGGAAUCUGUGGCUCCACUUAGAAAGCAUAAAUAAAGCCAAUCAAUGCCACACCACUUAGCGAGUGAGACAUGAUUAUUGCAGGAGCCAAGACGCUGCUUCAUCUUGAGGAAGCAUUGUGGUGUGGGACGCAUUAGUGGAACAUUUGUCACUUGUUUACAUCCGGGCUUCCCUGUCUGUUGCUUGUCCUUUGAUGGCUUUGGUAACAGCGUGGUUCGACCUGCAUGAGUGACAGGCGCAGCGUGUGUUCAUGGGCCACUUCAUCAUUUUUAUUCAUACCGGGACGAGAUCCCGAAGCCCACUUUUAUGCCACUCACCACCUCAUGUUGCAGCGUGAAAAUGCACAGCCCCAUGUUGAUUAUGCAAUAUGCUGUACUUUAUUUGAGGCAAAUUGCGGUCACACACCAGAUACUGAUUGGUUUUUGGACCCCCUGGACUCUUUCACAUACAGUUAACGGCACAUUUUGGAGUGGUCUUUUAUUGUGGCCAGCCUGAGGCAAUGAUUGUGCUGUCUAUUCAGAAUUACGAAUGCUCACAAACACAGACAGAUAUGUGAACAAUAUCUGAGAUAGGCCUUUGGUGUUCUUAGAAAAUGUUUUACAUCUUUGAGUUGGGGGUAAAAACAAAAGCGUGUGUUUAUAUUUUUGUUGAGUGCCGUUUUAACAUUUCAACUUUUCUUGUGUUUGCUGGGUGUUUUUAGUUUUCUUGUUAAUACGGUAAUCCCAUGUUUCUUUUGGUGAAUUGGUUCCAGACUCCACCGUGAUGGGUGAAUAUUCACCAAGUGGAAUGCAUAGAAAUAGAAAUAGAAAACGACCUUCUAAAUACGGAUUUGAACAUUAUUAGAGCCCUCUAGACAU
This is a messenger RNA of Dunckerocampus dactyliophorus (ringed pipefish), 5872 nucleotides long. It is a transcript of the gene cep89, whose product is annotated as centrosomal protein 89. Gene Ontology annotation, cellular component: ciliary transition fiber; centriole. The record is from RefSeq and is a predicted model, not a curated record. Lineage: Eukaryota; Metazoa; Chordata; Actinopteri; Syngnathiformes; Syngnathidae. The transcript is spliced from 18 exons. Gene Ontology annotation, biological process: mitochondrion organization; cilium assembly; chemical synaptic transmission. The coding region runs from base 220 to 2181 and encodes 653 amino acids.